AAGUGAAGUUUCCGAAUGCAGCCCAAUUGUGUAAUAGACUAACGAAUGUGAGGUCUGUCCGAUGAUAUUUCCUACAUUGAACGUAGCGUUGAUGAUGUUGCUUUAUAAAGGAACAUGUCCAGAAUGUCUGGAAUGUUCGCUGUAAUUUUAUAUAUAGUGUUAAAUUUCGUGUAUUUGUAACACAAUGUUAUACCGUUUCUUCAACAUAUAAAAAAUUUCAAUAUCAUCGAUGUGCCUGUGUGGGAAAUUGUCGUGAACAAACGUCAAUCUGAAGAAGUAACAUAUAACGUGAUAAAUAACGUCCUUGUGUCUUAUAAAGUGAUCUCGAGGAAUAAAAUGGAUUUCAACGAUUUGUUAUCCGUCGCACAGAAGAACAAAGGCCAGAAACAGGCUGUACCAUGUUACCAAACCAAAUUUACACCAUUGAAGAAACAGGUUAAACAGUCUAAAACUCUCUCUGAAAAUAUUAAAAAGUUUUUGGCUCGAAAGGAAGAAGAGGAGAAACAGAAAGCUUUGGAAGAAAAAAAAAAGAAGGAGAAUCUUUUAGCUUUACGAGAUCGCAAAGCUCAGAGUCGGAUAAAUAAACAUUUGAAAGUAUGUAAAUCAGCAAAUAAGUCAGUACUUGCGGAUGCAAUUGAUAACGACAAUACGGCUAUUACUAUAGCAGGUCCAUCUCAGCCAGAUGAAGAUGACUAUGGAUACGUGUCACAAGAAGCUGCUGCAUUUUACAAUCAGUUAAUGGAUAAAUAUAGUAAAUUACCUCCAGAGAAACCAAUAUUUAGCAACACAGAAAAAAAAACAAUAAACGAUAUUGCAUCUACAAAGGAUAGGCUAAAACAAGCUUUUAAACAACAAGAACUCGGUGGAUCUGAUGGACAUAGGCGGAGAAAGAAAGUAACUGCCUUGGAUGUAAGAGAGCCUGAAGCAGAUGAAAAAACGGAAGUGAACAAAAUCAAAGAAGAAGAUGAAAAGCCUAAGCUGAAGAAGAAGUCACUGCCACCUCCUCUACAUUUCGCAGAACUUUUAAAACUUGCGGAAAAAAAACAGCAUGAACCGGUAUAUGUGGAAGUCAAACCAAAAGUUGAAGAAUCAAGGCCAAUGACAAAGCGUCAACAGCAAGAAUAUAUAAAAGAAAAAGAAAGAAAGGAACAACGUGAGAAAAAUCCAGAGACAGUUAAAAAAUUGAGCGUUGUAAAUACACCUAGUAAGCCCACCAAAACACAAUCGAAUAAUAUUCUAAAAGCUAGUGAGAAGCCUCCAAACCCAGUAUCGGAUAAAAAUAUUUUGAGAACUACAUUAACUAUUCCGAAAAAGAUUAAUAACAAAUCUAACGGCAAGCAUAAUUCAGAAAAAACUGACUUGGACAAAUCUAAGAAUGAUAUAUUAGAAGAAAGGAAGAAAUUAGAAGCCGAGAGAAGACAACUGGAAGAUAUGCGUCGUGUUAUCGAAGAAGAAAAAAAGAAAUUGGCGCAAAAGCAAGAAGAUGUGAAAUCUCAAGUAAAAUUUUCUAAUAAAGUAUCAUCCAAACUUAAAGUCGCAGAUAAACAGAUACCGUACAAGGGCGUUAAACCGCGGCAGUUGCCACCUGCAGACUUAAAGCUACAUUCAUCACUAGCCAAUGAUAAACCGAAACAACUUCCACCACCUGACAUUAAAUCCAUGAAACAUAAACAGAUUGUUAAGAAACUAUCUGCAUCUAAUAAACGACGCAUUUGUGACGAUGAUGAAGAUGAAUAUGACUCAGACAUGAAUGACUUUAUAGAUGAUGGGCCAGAAGAAGAUAAUGAAGAUUACAGUAGAUAUAUCAGUGAAAUAUUUGGCUAUGAUAAAAAUAAAUAUAAGCAAGUUGAUGAUGAGGAUGAUACUGCUAUGGAAAGUAAUUUUGCGCAGCAGCUAAAAGAAGAAUACGUAUCGACGAAAAUAGGAAUUAUGGAAGAUUUAGAAGAUAUGCGUAUAGAAGCAUUGGAGAAGAAGAGGAAAGAGGAAGAAAGAAGGGCUCUUUUAACAAGGAAGAAGAUGAAGAAAUAAUAAC
Molecule: messenger RNA, 2032 nt
Organism: Dinoponera quadriceps
Lineage: Eukaryota; Metazoa; Arthropoda; Insecta; Hymenoptera; Formicidae
Product: protein SPT2 homolog
Exons: 7
Coding region: 337-2028 (563 amino acids)
Biological process (GO): nucleosome assembly; regulation of DNA-templated transcription
Cellular component (GO): nucleolus
Molecular function (GO): histone binding; DNA binding
Source: RefSeq, a predicted model, not a curated record